AUGGCCCCCCUGCAUCGGCAUCCGCUGCAGUUUCCGAGGGAUGUCCGAAACUUCUCCGUCGGUGAUCCGCGCUCCCAGUUCAAGUAUGUCGUGGGCCGUCUUCAGCGCUUUCGUUGGCCCCUUGCGGUGGCCUUCGUGGAGCGGCUUUGGCAGCAAGGCCUGCAGUAUUCGCCUCCUGGCGACGCUUUGCCGGAUGUCGGUGCGUCGCUUGUAAGAAGCUUCCGAUUGGGCUUGCAGUGGCAAGACGCCAUGCUGCUUGCCUCAGGAAGAUGUCUAAGGAUAGCUGUUGCGGAUGCCGCGACAUGGGCAGAAACAACAGGCAAUGUCGGCGCCGGGCUGGAGUGGAAACAGGCUCUCAGCGGCCUUUCAGCAAUGAAGUGCCGCGGACUCGAACUCAACGGUGCCAUCUUUGGCACUGCGUUCGCCUCCUUGGCCCAAGACGGACGUUCCUGGAGUGGGUCUUUGCAGCUGCUUCGCCGGAUUAGGCGGGCCUCGCUUCAGCCGAGCUACAUGGACUAUGCCAAGGUCCUGUCGUCCUGCGCUCGAUCAGCGUGGAGCGAGACAUUGUAUUUUCUGCAGCUGGCAAAGCAAGAGGACAUCAUCCUCAACGACAUUGCCGCUGCAGCCGCGCUUAACGCAGCGUUCUGUCGCCAAUUUCGGCCAUGGCAAUGGGCCUGCUGCGCCCUAUCUGCAAUACGCAGAUGGCAGAUACCGAUCUCGAGUUGCACCUACAAUUCUGCUGUGGGUGUCUUCUCCAAGCGGCCAAAGCUCUGGAGAGAGGUACUGGAAAUUGAGACGCAGGUGGCGAAAGCCGAGUUUUACCCGGAUGCUGGUGCCCGCCAAGCCUUCCGAGUUGCGCGAAUUCGGCGGAGAGCCGAAGCGCAAGCCGCUGCCCACGAGGAGCGACAGCGCCGUGGUGCCCUUUGGCAGGAGGCGUUGGCCAGUUGCACGCCGGAACGUCUUAAGUCCUGCAAAUCGCCUUUGCGAACCUUACAA
Messenger RNA from Symbiodinium sp. CCMP2456, 996 nucleotides. NCBI's taxonomy places the organism in Eukaryota, Dinophyceae, Suessiales, Symbiodiniaceae. The record is from the annotation of a GenBank genome assembly.